UGAUGCAAAACACACUGGAAAUGGAAGCGUACUCCAUUAGACUAUACCAGUACAUGUGCGACGCAGUAGUUGGUUCUGAAAAAACUGUAAGAAAAAGAAGAUUGCUAUAUAAACUGCUAGAUGACAUUUCAAAUGAAAAACAGUACUCCAUCAUUAGCAGCGGGAGCAAGGCUGAAGGAUUAGACCUUCCAGGCAGUGAUUUUGAUAUGAUGAUACUUAUGAAAGAAUAUGAAGGCUAUGAGGAUAAACCGAGAGACAGGAAAGGCGUUUUAAUUCUUGACACUGAAAAUGCUGCUCUGGGUUUUACAAUGCUGAAGGUAGUACAUGAUUUGUCCAGUCCAUUUUAUCCGACAAGAACUAUGAAUGGGAAAUAUUUAUCCAAUAGAGAUUUGUUUGAUUUUCUUUUUGACAGCUUAGGUUCAAUGGAAUCUUUGUAUGAAGUCCAUGGACCAAGUUUUUGUAUCCCAAGGUUGAUGGAUAUUGACAACGUGAUUUGCAUUAGAUGUCAUGCAUGGCAAUCGGUGGCUAGGCAAUGGUUAUCUAGAUAUAGACCAACAGGAUGGCCUUCUGAGUACAUCAUUUCAAAUGCACUUUUGCAAGGUAUUUUGUUAGUGCCGGUCGGCAGCAAGUCUGCAUGUGGUGAAGGUAAUCCUUUAGAAUGGAGAUUUUCUUUUUCCCUUGUAGAAAAAUUAUUAGUUUACUCACUUAAUCAUUGUCAGUUGCUUUAUUACUCAUUGUUGAAAAUUUGGUUGAAAGAAAUAGUUAACGAAGAUAACGUUCUCAAUAAAACGUUAUGUUCGUAUCACAUGAAAACCCUGAUGUUUUGGAUAGUAGAGGAAAGCGAAAAUUUAAAUUGGAUUCCACAAAACCUGUUGCAUUGUUUUCUUGUAUGCCUCAAGCGUCUUCAAUAUUGGAUAAUAUGUGAAUAUAUCCCUAAUUUCUUUAUACCUGAACAAAACAUGAUUCAUUGAAAACACACACAUGCUAUUCUUGCUUUUCUUUCAUCCUUUUUAGACAAAACCCGUGGAAAUUGGAAAAUGAUUUUUACAGCUCCGUCACUUUGCAAUUUCUUGACACUUAUAUCAGUUAACUUUAAUAGACAAUUCGAAUGUUUACAUGCAUUAGAUAAAGCUGUAUUACCGAUGGGAUGUUGUCUAAUUCUUAGUUUGAGUUUGAUGGGCGACUCCAAAUUGUAUUCGGUGAUGUAUAGGAUAAUACACAAACGUCUUCCACGUUCUGCAAGAAAUAUAUGUGCACUGAUCUUCCUAGUAGAGAAUAAGCGGAUACUGAAUUCGGUUAAAACUUCGAAUGACAAAAACAAAUGUUACUAUUAUCAGUACAAACGCUUUAUCACACACGGGUUGAUAAAUACAUUCUACAGAGCCGGGUAUGGAUGGCUACUUCUUGCAGCAUUCUUUUACUCGACACAGGAAUAUAAAAAUAUGUUAUCUAUAUUAAAAUUCUUAUCUAAUUUAUUAUCUUUGUACACAGACUUUAUUCAAAACCGUGGAAGCGUACCUUCUUUUAAAGAUGUGUCGAAAAUGAAAAGAAUGAUAAGUAGCAGUUGAUUUGUAAAGAGAAUAAAAUUCGAAAUUGCAAGAAUACACCAAUUAGAUUAUGACAACUUCACGGCUGGCCCUUUCCAAUGUGUAAGUUAUGAUCAUUUAUUUGGAAUUGAAAUGGUGGGCACAAGUCAGUUGCUAUUAUUAUUUUAUUAUCUCAGAUUUUUAUACAGUUUUCAGCAAGGACAUCGAGACGAGACACAGUCCGUUUUAAGAUUAUUGAAAAAGACUUCAGAAAUACAAACUCGUGAACAGAAAAAUAUUUUAUUGCUAUCUACACCCUAUAGUUUUUUGAUGAAAGCUUUAGAACUUUCAAGUGAUAACGACGGAUGCGAUACUGGUGCAUUAAGAAUGAAAUACAAAAUUACAAAAAGAAUGUUGGAUGAAUUUUUAAAGAUGGGUUUUCAAGUCGAACAAAUGAAAACUUUAUUUAGAAUUUAACCCGUAAUGUCAUAUUUGAAAAUGAACAGACCAUUAAUGAAUAACAUGAGGUGAUUGGCUUCUGUCCGACCCUAAUAUGCCUUAGACAUCGCUAAAUUCAUAAAUCAUUGGCACGAAUGACUGGUAAAGUAUUGAUGUUACAGUACAACGAUACACUGUAGUAUAAGAUGUAUGUCAUGGAAACCUCACAUUCUGCUUUAUUCGUUUUCAAUAAAUAUAUUUUUUCAGA
This is a messenger RNA of Mytilus californianus (California mussel), 2232 nucleotides long. RefSeq lists its product as uncharacterized. The transcript has a single exon. The record is from RefSeq and is a predicted model, not a curated record. Bases 3 to 971 code for a protein of 322 amino acids. Lineage: Eukaryota; Metazoa; Mollusca; Bivalvia; Mytilida; Mytilidae.